This is a messenger RNA of Racocetra fulgida, 1135 nucleotides long. The record is from the annotation of a GenBank genome assembly. Lineage: Eukaryota; Fungi; Glomeromycota; Glomeromycetes; Diversisporales; Gigasporaceae.
AUGAAACCUUCAAAGAAAAAAAAUACAUACAUCCGAAACGGAAUUAUUUAUCGUGGUGAUGAAGCCAUUUAUGCCAAAGAAGUAUCAAAAGCUGAGAAGCAAGUAAAUGAUUUAAAAGUUGUACUUGAAAAUAUUGCAGCCGAUUCUAAUAGUCAUAGUGAUCCUAAUGGCCCUAAUGACAUACCAACAUUUUCAGCUUGCAACGGUGAAAAGGAUGGUCUUGAGAACCUUACGGAUGGAGGCUGCGAUCAUAAAACUAUAGGCAAAAAAUCAAUUUUAUCAGAAAAAAGUAAAAACUUAAUUAAAGGAAACGAAAUUCAUGCCCAAGUUGCUAAUCUGACUAUUUGCGGAAAUGUACUAGGAAACAAGAAAAAAGUGAAUAUUAGUCACGAUAAUUUUACUAAGGUUAAUGGUGAAGUACAAAAAGUCGAAAUGACGGCUUUUGAUUUAGAUAACAGUAGAAAUGUUAUCGGAACAAAUAAUGAUGUGAAAAUUAAUGACCAAAAUAAAAGUAUUGUUAAUUUCUCACAUAGAAAUAUUCAAGCUAGUGUAGUAAAUCAGGUUGCUCACGAUAAUGUAGUCGGUUCCUAUAACAAGGUAGAUAGUGAACGUAUAAAUAUGAAUUUGAUCAACAGCAGAGUAGGAAAUAUAAAUAUGACAGGCGCUGAUUUGAGUGCUUCCAAAAAUGUGAUUGGGGAUUUCAACAGAGUAUCCAAUCUUGAAGCAAGUUUAACCGGGAUUAACAUAAAACGUGACAUUGUCAAUAUUACGGGAGCUAGUGCAAGUAGUAAAGAGAAUGUUAUUGGGAAUUUCAACAGAGUAUCCAAUCUUGAAGCAAGUUUAACCGGGAUUAACAUAGAACGUGACAUUGUCAAUAUUACGGGAGCUAGUGCAAGUUGUAAAGAGAAUGUUAUUGGCAAUGGGAAUAUAGUUACUUCUGCACGUGCAAAAGCAACACUUGUCAACUAUCAAGAGAAUAUCACCAAUAUACCUGUAGAGGGUCCUGAUGUUUCCAUGAAGAAAAACAAUAUAGGAAGAAAUCUCAAACUGGACGGUCAAGCAAAAUUUACUGGAAUCAAUAUUCAAAAAAGAAAUGUCGAUGUUAGAAAGAACAAGGAUGAUAAAAUAAAGCUUA